This is a messenger RNA of Vicia villosa (hairy vetch), 924 nucleotides long. RefSeq lists its product as uncharacterized. Bases 1 to 924 code for a protein of 307 amino acids. Lineage: Eukaryota; Viridiplantae; Streptophyta; Magnoliopsida; Fabales; Fabaceae. The transcript is spliced from 3 exons. The record is from RefSeq and is a predicted model, not a curated record.
AUGAAGGUUAUACAAUCUCUUGUGUUGUAUGCUCUAGGAGGUGAGUUAAGUAUGCAUUAUGUUAAGAACUUCAUGAUUAAGAAUUGGAAUUUUGUUCAAUUACCUGAUAUGUACUAUCAUGAAGAUGGUUACUUUAUCCUUAGGUUUAAGUCGUAUAAAGAGAGGGAUGAUGUUUUGAUGAAGGGUCCUUAUUUCUUUAUAAAUAUGCCUUUGCUUAUUCGAGAAUGGAGAGUUGACUUUAACCUGCAGACUGAUCUUCUUCGCACUCUUCCCAUAUGGGUUAAAUUACCAAACCUUCCCUUAUACUUAUGGGGUGAAACAAGCCUAAAUAAGAUUGGAAGUGCUCUUGGGGUUCCCAUAGUGACUGAUGAGUGCACUGCAAAUAGAUUAAGAAUUUCAUAUGCUCGGAUUCUGGUUGAGAUGGACAUUACAAAAGAUUUACCUAUUGAGAUAACCAUUAGAGACAAUGUCGGGGAGAAAAUGCAGCAAGCUAUAGACUAUAAAUGGCGUCCUAUUUUAUGUGGAAGAUGUCAAAAAUUUGGCCAUCACUGUGAUAAACCUAAGCCCAAAGUGAAGGUAUGGCAACCAAAACCUAAACCACCAGGUGAUAUCAAGAACCAAACCCCUCUAGCUGAAAGCAGUACAUCACCUCUAGAUGAGAAAAAAGCUCAGAAUUCUCCCAUUAAAGCAGCUGAAACUCUUACAGUGGAGGAGACUACUGAGACAUGGACUUCUGUUAACAAAAAUGUGGUACUUGAAACUUGGUAUGGUGUUAGUGAUGAAGAUGGAGAUGGAAGGAGAGUCACUGUGGUUGAAUGUGGUGGUGCCACGGUGAAGAUGGGAAUGGUUGGUGGUUGUGAGAGAGUGAAGAGAGGUUUUAGGAGAGAGAAUGAAGGAGAGAGGGAAAAGAGAAUGAGAGUGUGA